AUGGCACCGUGCUUCGACUACGCUCGUGGUGCCUGUCGCUUCGGCGAUAGGUGCCAGUACUCACAUGGCAAGGGCCAGCCUGCCAAAGCUGAUUCGUACCCAUCAAAGCCAGAGCCGUGUCACUCGUACUUUGAGCGCGGUGUCUGCGAUUUGGGCACUCGGUGCACGCUGUCCCAUGCCGCUAAGGACUCCCCGAAGGCCAAAACUAUGGACACACGGAACAUCUUACACCAGCGCGCUCGCAAAGACGUGUCCCAGGUCGAUAUUGCCAGCCUCAUCAUCGACGACGAUUUUCCCUCCUUGCAGGCGGUGGCCUCCCUCCAUUCUGAUGCACUCAUCUUCCCUCUGGAGGCGCGCGCCUCGCAGAAUGCACUGCGGAUGAUCCGAGGCAUGUCGUUCUCCGACAAAGCCGGCGGCAGCGUCAGUGAGGCGGAGGCGCUCAUUUACGUGUUGGCACAGAGCAACGCGUUCAACAACGGCUGGACAUUCGAGGAUCGCCAGGCCCUGCUCACUGAUGUGACCAAGAUGCCGGGUAAUGUUGCCGUACGCCUUGCCAAGGCGCUGGCCUUUGCCAACGUCGCCAACGACGCUGCGUUGGUCACUCACAUGUCCUUUUCUCGCGUGUAUAUGCCGCUCAUCGGGUAUUUCACAUCAGAGGCUGUGCUCAAGACUGCUGCCCUCUCUCGCACCAAUGCAUUGUUCGGCAUCCUCGACAACAAUCUAGAACAGGUUCUUCUGACUCUCAGGACGAACAUCACCUCCUGUAUUGCGGGCGGAAAUUUCGGCGACAAAGCCCGUCGUAUGUAUGGCCAGCGUAACCCCAAUGGGCUCGUCAUGAUCGUUUCUGGCAUCCAGAUCUUCAAGCCCGUGAUCGUGAUGCUCAACGAGUACGUCAUUCGCUUCCGUCAUGCGCCUACGCACCAUCCCGACCUUGUCACUUUCGCGUCCGACCUCAAGACACUCUUCGAAGAGUGGGCGGACAAGGUUGUGCGGGGAACCUUUGGCGACCACCUGGCCAAUCGUCCAGCUGCUUCUCUCAACGCGAUCAUCGCCUGCGUUCGCAAGGACCUCGAUGAGCUCUCGCAGCGUGUCACGAGCACCCUCCCAAUUGUACAAGAGCCCCAGUAUCUCAAGCGCUCAGGUCUUUCAGUCGGACUGCUUAGCGCCAUCGAUCGCGAAUACGAUGGCCCCGGAGAGCUCUCGGAAGACGGCCCACGCCAUUCUAACGAUUGUGUUGACAUCCGUGAUAUCCGCAUUCCCCCCACGGGCGAUGAGGUAAUGGCAGCGCGCCCCGUUUAUAUGCCCAUCAACUUGCCUGGCGCGAGGCACCACCUCCCGGACGAUUCUAUGGCCAAGCUUCUGGAUAUCCAAUUCCGGCUCCUUCGCGCCGACUCCCUGAGCGGACUACAGCAAGGUAUCCAAGCGGUGUCUGAGGACCUUCAGUCGAAAGACUUCAACGAAACAGAGCUUGCCCGGCGACUCCGCGAGCGCGGGGGAUGGUAUAUCAACCACUCGAUCGAUAGGGACUCAGUACGCUUACCCAUUCUCACCGACUUGAAGAUCAUGGACAUUUCGCUUGACCGUCACCAAGGACUGGUUAUUCAAAUGACGGCCGACGCCCCUCCGGGGCGUGCGCGAGAGGGAACGGCUAAGUCUCGGGCUGAAUUCUGGGGGACGGGCAAGCGAAUGCCGCGGGGUGGCCUUGUUGCUGUCCUAACAAAAAAUAAGGGCAACGCAGGUACACACGAAUUGGAGGUGGCCAUUGCCACACUGACGAUGAACCCUCAAGACUUCCGCACCGUCAAAGAUUCUGCGACUAACCGUUUCAGCUUCGGCCUCCAUUUCAUUGAUGACGUGAUCGGCAUGGAGGCGGUUCGCAUCUUCCAGCAAGGAGAGCGCCGUCAAUUCGAGACACGCUUCUUGCUGGAAAGUCCUGUUUUGUACGAAUCAGUGCGGCCAUUCCUCCAAACGCUUCAGCAACUGGACUCCCUCCGCGUCCCGCUCCAGAAGUAUCUGGUGUUCGGUCACCCAGAUGGCAAGAACAUUAGCAUGCCACAAUACAUGCUCGAUAACCCUGAACGGGUCUGGGACCUAUCGUGUCUUCUCAAGGACGCCAGUGGGGUUGUAACGUGCCAGUUCACCCCGCACAACGAGCUCUCGAUCGCCAAUGCGCGUGAAACUAUGCGUACGUUUUGCUGUUAUUGUUUGUUUAUGAACAGUCAAAGCGAUGCUGUCAUUGCGUCCCUGUGCCGUGAAAUCGCUCUGAUCCAAGGCCCACCAGGUACAGGCAAAACGUUCACCGGUGUGGAGCUCCUACGUGUGCUCUUCGCCAACAAGGCAGGGCCCGUUCUACUUCUUGCUUUCACGAACCACGCCCUGGACCACAUUAUUCGCGCGAUUCACGACGCAGACGUCACCAAGGAUAUUGAACUUGCCGAUGCGCUGGAGAACUUGACGGCCACGCAUACAUCUUCAAUCCGGCUGGCACGGUACCUGAGCAUCCAUUACCCCGCUCUCAUGGAGUCGCUUAAUCAUCCUCCUCCGUGGGUUGACAAUUGGCUGGCCUUGGAGACCUCCGGUAAUUGGGGGCGUGUCAAGCCCGCCAAAGCCAAGCGCCAGACCAUCUCCUCCAACCCGGAGUGGGAGUUCUGGAAAGAAGGCGCCGACAUUAUAAACCUCAAAGGCCUGCACGGUCAGCCGGCGGUGUGCGAACCUGCGCUAGAGCAAACAGCGGUUGUCAGCCGUGUCCACCUUCUUUCACCCCAGUCGACGGCAGAACUGAAACGUGAUGCUGAGGACCGCGAGGCACUCGCCCUCUUGGGGCUCGAAUUCCUGAUGGAUGGCGUCUCCGACAACAGCGAGGACGAACUCCAGGUCGGCCAGAGUGAAGCCUCUGACACCGAGACCGACUCUGAAAGCGAAACCGGCAGCGUCAUCAAACGAAGCCGGCCUACGGCCCAGGAGGCUGCAAAGUAUCGGCAUUUGUUCCUUAAGUAUUUCGACCUGAAAGAGCUUCCAUCGAUUCCCACAACGAAGCGGUCGAUCGAUGAACUGCUUCUGGCGCUCGACAUUGGUGACAGCGCGUGGAACUUUUCACUGUUCGAACGCCGUCAACUCGUCCGUGAGCUUGGAAGUGAGGCAAAGGCGUCGUUGGAUGAGAACUCGUGGCUGUCAUUUCAGCAGCUCGCGCGCCGCCACAAGGAGGCACGGAACAAGUUGGCCGAGGCAUCAGACAAUGUUCGUGUGUCGCUAUUAGAGAGGAUCGAGCUAGUCGGAGCCACCACCAAUGGUGCCGCAAAGCUUGGUGCUGUCAUGAAAGCAAGUGAAUGUGGCUUCGCGCCCAAAGUUCUUGUUAUCGAAGAGGCCGGGCAAGUUUUGGAAGCCCAUGUACUUGCUGCCUUGUUUCCGAGCAUUCAACAUGUCAUCGCGAUCGGCGAUCCCCUUCAGCUCCGCCCGAGUGUGAAUGUCUAUGGACUAUCCAUGGACAGCCCGCGCGGCCGGAGCCUGUUCCGCUUCGACAUGAGCCUUAUGGAGCGCUUGGAGACCGGUGGCCUGCCUAUGAGCCAGUUACGUGUGCAGCGUCGCAUGAACCCUGCCAUCUCCUCGCUCUUGCGGAACACUCUAUAUCCCAAUCUGAUUGAUCACGACCUCGUGCUGAGCUACCCCCACGUGGCUGGCAUGGCGAAGAGUUUGUUCUUCAUGCACCAUACGCACGGAGAGAAGGCCGGCGGGGACAGCGGGAGUUCGAAAAGCAACCCUUUUGAGGCGGCCAUGGCUUGUGACCUCGCUCUUUACCUGCUCAAGCAGGGUUGCUACUCGCGGGAGGGCGACAUUGUCAUUCUCUGCGCAUAUCUGGGUCAAGUGAUCGAGGUCCGAGAGCGGCUGAAGGGCAAAGUCACGGUCAUUAUUGAUGAGCGCGACCGGGAGAAACUCGUCAAGACCUUAGGUGACGAUGGGGAGGACGGCUCCACUCUGGCACUCCCCACAGGGACGGUGGCCAAGCAAGUUGAGACUACUAAGCAAAUCCUCCUUCGCACCGUGGACAACUUCCAAGGCGAAGAGGCCGCUGUUGUUAUCUUAUCCCUCGUCCGCAAUGGCGGCAGCGACGGGAGCACCGGCUCGAGCAUGGCCUCGACUAUCGGCUUCUUGCGUUCUCGCAAUCGCACAAAUGUUGCCCUUUCCCGUGCCAAGCACGGCAUGUACAUUUUCGGCAACGCCGACCAGCUUGCGUGCAGUAACGACAUGUGGCGUACAAUCAUCAACGAGUUAGGAGAUAGCGAAGCUAUCGGGACUGGAAUUCCUAUCGCUUGCAAGCGCCACGGGGACGUGAAGUUCAUUAAUGAGCCCGGCGUGCUUGGUAUGAUGUCUCCGGAUGGCGGUUGCAUGCGUCCUUGCGAAUCAAAGCUGACAAAUUGUGGGCACCGGUGCACUCGUAAGUGCCACCCUGAUGACCUGGAGCACAAGCAUGCCCGCUGCGUGGCUCAAUGUGCCCGCCUGCACGAAGCCUGCGGUCACCCAUGUACUCGCCUCUGUGCUGAAAACUGCGGCAAGUGCCUCGUCUCCAUCGAAGGCGUCACUCUGCCGUGUGGUCACAGUGCCAACAUCUUCUGUUGGCAAUCGCAGAAUCUUCAGGCAAUUCGUUGUGUAACUCCCGUGCCUAAACCGCUACCGUUUUGCGAGCACUCCGCGGUAGUCGAGUGCCAUCACGAUGACCUUUCAGACAUCCAGUGCCACGCGCGGUGUGACAUGCCCAUGGCAUGCUGCAGCAAGACGUGUGUCAGCCCCUGUCACUCCUGUCUAGGUCUUACAAAGACUGCCAUCAACCAGACGAAGGGAGCCAGGCCGAGGAUAGAACCCUUCACGGAAGAGAGCGCUCCUACGAACACAGUGAUCGAGCGUACUCACCACGUCAAGCACAAUUGCGGUGCACUUGUGCCCGGCUGUGGUCACCCUUGCGGGUACUUCUGUGGCUCAAAGCACACGCACUCCACGGCUACUUGCAUCGCCCCAUGUCAUCGCGCGUGCGAGCACGGCGAAUGCCCCUCGCCGUGCCACGAGGCUUGCUCGCCGUGCGCAGAGCGCUGCACGUGGGCGUGCGAGCACAAAAAAUGCGCGAUGCCUUGUGGGAUGCCAUGCGACCGCCUCCCGUGCGACGAGCCAUGCAGAGAGACACUCAGCUGUGGCCACCGAUGUUCAUCUCUUUGUGGUGAACCCUGCUCCGGGCAAGUAUGCACCGUUUGUGCUACCUCGGAUCAGUUGGAGCAGGUUGUCGAUUUGAUUAUGCAGGCCACUCUGCGGGACUCCCUCAAGGAUGACCCCAAUAGGCGUCUCAUUACACUCGAGUGCGGCCACAUUUUCACGUUGGAAACCCUCGAUGGACACAUGGACCUUCGUUCGUAUUACACCACUGACAACGGAGGAACGUGGAGGGGGCCUUCGACCCCGAGUGGCUACCAGCCACGCAAAGCUUGUCCAUCGUGUCGUGCCUCGAUCUCCUCUCCCCGCUACCACCGAGUAACGAAGCGUGCCCUUCUUGACCUUCAAGAGCAGGUCGCCGUCGUGCGAUUCAACGCUACGCUUCACGACUUGUCGGAAAACCUAGCUGCAAUGAAUGAGGAGAGCACCGCGGCCGACAUUGCCAAGCUUCUCAACGGUGUCGUCAAGCCGUCGGCAGGCAAGUUUGAUGCCAAGCGCAUGGUGGCCGAGCUUGGCAAAUUUACCGACCAGAUGAUCCACUGCGUGGAAGCAAGGGAAUUCCACUGCGAGAAGACGAACAUCUUCGGUAUUGUGGGUGUGCUGGGCCAUACAUGGCGCAAAGCCGCUCAGCAGCAUCUCUACCUGUAUGCCAAGCUCGCAAAACUGGUAAAUCAAAGCAACAUGCCACACAACGUUGCCUACCAGAGCGCCGUUUCGUCCAUCUACUUUCAGGAGCUUGAGUUUGCGCGCCAGUCGAUUGUUACGAGGUCGCGGGACCCUCAGAAGACUGCGCUGCUCACGGCCCGCCGUCGAGUGGGGGCACCACCGCCCGGAGGGCAAGCUGUAUACAGCGUGGAGGCUCUCGCUUUAACCAUCGAGAUCCGUCUCCAAAUGUUCCGUGUCGCCUUACAUUUUGUCGACUUCCUAUGGAAAGGGGAGGGAGUUGGCCGCUUCCACGGCAAAAACGCGCAUGAACAGGAACGCCAGGCCCUCGCCGCAUGCCGUAAAGGCGCAAUGUCUUUCCAGCGCCUGGCCACCGGCCUUCUUCUCUCCUGUACGCGGGACGCACAAGUCAUGAUCGGCCUAGCCACUCGCCGGGACCUUCCGCGUCUGAUUCUCCAGGGUCACUUCCUCUGGCUCACCGUGGCCGCCGAUCUCACUCAGUACAAGUCACGUUGGUUGCUCCGUGUGAAGUCUGGCGCUGGCGGAGCUGUUGGGCGGACAAACGUCGAUGCCAAGGCCAAAAUUGUGAACGAGUCGGCCGAAGCGCGCAAGCAGUGUACGAGUCGUUUCUUCAAAGCUCUCGGGGUUCUCUCCAUCGAGCAGAAAGGGAACGAGGCCUUCAUCUCACAGGCUGACAAGAUGCACAAGCUGGCCGAGCAGGUCACGGACGACUGGAAGAAAUUCGAAGACGAGAUGUUGGAGGGAAGGUGGUACGAAGACGUCACACUUGAGGAGAAGCAGGCCGUUCUGCGCGCGGUUCUCGAACGCGAGUAUGGGUCAGCUGGUCACCUGUAUCAGUGCCCACGGGGUCACCCGUACAUGAUCGGAGAUUGUGGUGGAGCGAUGGUGGAGGCGCGCUGCAACGAGUGUGGCGCUCUCAUUGGCGGGGGGAGCCACCGACUUCGUAACGACAACCGAAUCGACGAGGAACUCGAGGACAUUGCCCGAAGUGUUGACCGUCGUGAGCCUGCCAAUCCGUGGGUUGCACAUUGGUGAUCUACGGAAACGCGUGUGGAGUGCAGCGUCUGAGUGAGCGAGAUCUGGGUGUGGUAGUGUGUGCUCAGUCGAUUUCCAUGUCUUCAUAGUCCUUCUCAUCCUUCUCAUGUCAAC
Messenger RNA from Cutaneotrichosporon oleaginosum, 7029 nucleotides. Lineage: Eukaryota; Fungi; Basidiomycota; Tremellomycetes; Trichosporonales; Trichosporonaceae. The record is from RefSeq and is a predicted model, not a curated record.